Messenger RNA from Westerdykella ornata, 1639 nucleotides. RefSeq lists its product as uncharacterized. Lineage: Eukaryota; Fungi; Ascomycota; Dothideomycetes; Pleosporales; Sporormiaceae. The record is from RefSeq and is a predicted model, not a curated record. The coding region runs from base 53 to 1639 and encodes 528 amino acids. The transcript is spliced from 2 exons.
CAUAGCUACAUCCCGGAACCGACGAGCCCACACUAUACGGGACCAAUCAGCCAUGCCACACCAGAUCCGUAUGUCCACUCCGGAACUGGAGCACUUCCAGGCGAUUCGGGACUUAAGAAUACUCAAGAAGGAGGUCAAACCCCAGAACGAGUACCAGGCAAACAUACUCAACCAAACGUUGCACUUCUUCGGGUGGGCGGGUGAUCAAAGACUGGGUUCUUGGGAAAUUUCUGCCGCGAAUGCUAUUCAUGAGCUUGCCACGAUUGGGAGGGAUGUUAUGCGAAAGAUCCAGAGCGAGGAUUGGGUUACGGGACGCUCGGAAAACGUUCCUGAUCUGAUGGAGGAUCAUGGUCCUUUGACGGACCUUGAAGAACCUGCGAAUGGCUUUGAUGGUGUGGAACAGGACGAAUCGGUCUCCUGGGAAUCAAUCAAGUCGAUUAUUCCAAGUUUUGUAAAGCAAAUCAGCUUCAGCGUCGACGAGUCCGCUAUGCAGCCUGGAGACUUGGAAGACCUCCGACAGCGUUUUCCUGGCGUCACCGUCUGCCCUCCGAAGCGAAUCCCUACGCCACCUCCAGAAACGGCCGCCGAUACUCCUAAGGCUUCCGGAACAAUUGAGAAGCCUCGCGGGAUCCGCACUGCAGUGUUCAUCGUAGAUCCAAAUGAACUCCACAGGAGCACUGAAAUAGCGGCGAACGUGAAAACUCGGUUCCCAUGGGCAUCAAUUCGGAGAGGCACAGCAUCAACAGCAAAGCCGAGUCUGCUAGAUCGCAUGUCUCGCGAUGAAUUCCGUAUAAAAGUUGCUGCAUCUCCUUCCACCAGUACAGCUGAACCGGGUCCGGCGAACUCCGUAACCCUCCAUCACUCAUCGAGCGACUCGAUACCGAGCACGAUUCAAAGGGACCCGGUAGAGGACACGAUAGAUAGAGUGCAAAAGGAGACAGGGGCUGCAUUCACACAUCCUCAUGCUUUGGAAUCGAUGUAUUCGGCAUGGCUUUCCAGUCGGAAGAUGACAAAUUACUGUCCUCGAAAGGGAGUACAACUGGAGCACUACAAUCAGGUUCUCGUUGAUUUGGCCAUCAUUGCCAACCAUACUCACGAUGCCGAUCUCGAAUACUCUGUUCUUUGGAACUGGCAGAAAACGAACUACACACGGAAGGGCGACGUACCCUCGCCGUCCGCUGCAGUGAAAGCCUUCCAACACCUACCACACACGUCGGAUCUGUGCGGAUGGAUCACUGUUUUCUACUCGUAUCUCUGGACAACUAGGAAAUCUCGGAGCUACGAAUUGCUCCGAGAGGAAUGUCAGGACUGCGACCCGGAGUCCAUUGGCGCUUUUCUCUUUGAGAUAGCGGCUACGCGGUGUCCGCAGACACAAGGCGGCAAUGUGCCGGUUCUGGAGGCAUGGUGUGACUUCCACCACCAUAAGCAACCGCGCGACGAAGCAAAGUGCAAGGCCGCGAGGGACAAGGCCAUCAAAGUAUCUCUUGCACGGGAGAAACAAGACCUUGAGGCAAUCCAGCUGCAAAGGUCUACCGACAUGGUGGUAGAUCACGGCGGAGUCAUAACCUGGCCCAAGAAGCGGAAACAUGUGACUCCUCCUCCCCGUGACAUCCCGGCCAAGAGUGGGAGAAUCUCAUAG